CCUCCUGGCCAGCCCCUCCCACACCCCAGCUCCUUCCAGGCCGGGAAGCGUGUCCUGUUCCAGAUCUCCGUCCAGCUGCCCCUUGUUCCCGGACUCCACCGAGUGGCGGUGGCAGACCGGCGCCAUGACCUCCCGCCUGGAUCUCUCUCACCUCCUCCCGCCCCCCCGCUUGCGCCAGCUGGUCCGGGACUGGCUGCAAGAGGAUGCCCCGGCCUUCGACCCCGCGGGCUGCGCAGUGGGGCAACGCCCGGAGCGCGCUGUGCUCCUCUGCAAGUCUCCCGGGGUGUUGGCUGGCUGCCCCUUCUUUGACGCCGUCUUCACCGAGCUGGGCUGCACCGUGGAAUGGUUCCAGCCCGAGGGGGCCUGGCUGGAGCCCGUGGCCCGCGUGGCCGAAGUCCGUGGCAAAGCCUGCCACCUGUUGCUGGGGGAGAGGACUGCUCUGAAUUGCCUGGGACGGUGCAGCGGGGUGGCCACGGCCACGGGGCGGGCCUGCCGGCUGGCGCGGGAGGCCGGCUGGCGCGGGCAAGUGGCCGGGACGAGGAAGACCACGCCGGGUUUCAGGCUGGCUGAGAAGUACGCCCUGCUGGUGGGGGGAGCGUCGGGCCACCGCUACGGUUUGGGCAGUCUUGUCAUGCUGAAGGAUAACCACGUCUGGGCUGCGGGAGGAAUUGCCCAGGCUGUCCAGGAAGCCCAGCGGGUGGCUGGCUUUCAUCUGAAGCUGGAGGUGGAGUGUCGUUCGCUGGGAGAGGCCCUGGAAGCCGCAGAGGCCGGAUCUGACAUAGUCAUGCUGGAUAACUUCUCCCCGGAGGACUUGCAUCCCGCCGCCAGCGCGCUGAAAGCCGCCCACCCCCGGGUGAUGGUGGAAGCCAGCGGUGGGAUCUCGGAGGAGAAUAUCUCCCAGUUCUUCGGCCCGUGUAUAGACGUCCUUUCUCUGGGAUGCCUCACCCAGUCGGCCCGAGCCGUGGAUUUUUCCCUCAAAAUCUGUCGGGAGACGCCGGUCCAGAGAGAUUUUGCCUUCUAAGACCAUAAGCCCCAAUUUUCAGGGCAGAGUGUGAAAUUUUAGCACAGUGAAAUCAUGGGUCAGGGAAUUUCACAGAUUAACAGAUAAAAUUAUCUAGAUUCGUCCAUGUAUCUUAUGCUGUCUGAUUUUCUCACCUUGAAUCUUUUCCUAAGAACCAUCAGACACUACAUUUCCUGAACUGGGAGUGAAAUUUUAAGCUCUGUAAACUCAUGUGGUGGGGAGUUCCUCUGGCUACUAGUUAAAAUCAUCUUCCUACUGAAAUGUGCUACCUUAAUUUGCCCAAUAUAAUUUCUGUCCUAAAAUGUGUCGCAUGCUAAAUUUUCUAAGCCAUGUGUGAAAUUUUAACUCAACGAAAUGGUGUGUCAGGGAGUUCUAGAGGUUAAUUGAUACAUUUAUUUCAUAUGUUCCCUCUAAGAUGUGCUGUCUUGAUUCAUGCACUUUAAUUUUGCCCUAAGAGCCAUCACAUACUAAAUUUUCUAAAGCCAAAUGGGCAGUUUUUGCUCCCUAAAAUCAUGUGGCAGAGUGUUCCACAGCUUAACGUCUAAAACCAUCUCAUAUCUUUCCCCUGAAAUGUGCUGUCUCGAUUUUACAUUUUUGAAUUGCUCCUAAGAACCAUCAGAUCCCAAAUUUCCUGAGCCGCGUGUGAAAUUAUAUCUCCAUGAAAUCAUGUGGCGGGGUGUUCCAUAGGUUAACAGAUAAGAAGUAUCUAAUUUUUUCAUUCCAAAACCUGCUGUGACAUCCUGACCUGACUGAAGUUAUCGGAAAACAACCACAGACUUCAGUGGGGCCAGGAUUUCAACCACUGCCGCUUCAUUAG
Caretta caretta (loggerhead turtle) is the source of this 1838-nucleotide messenger RNA. RefSeq names its product quinolinate phosphoribosyltransferase (gene QPRT). Gene Ontology annotation, molecular function: nicotinate-nucleotide diphosphorylase (carboxylating) activity. The record is from RefSeq and is a predicted model, not a curated record. Gene Ontology annotation, cellular component: cytoplasm. Lineage: Eukaryota; Metazoa; Chordata; Testudines; Cheloniidae. Gene Ontology annotation, biological process: NAD+ biosynthetic process; quinolinate catabolic process.